Cylindrotheca closterium is the source of this 1356-nucleotide messenger RNA. Lineage: Eukaryota; Bacillariophyta; Bacillariophyceae; Bacillariales; Bacillariaceae. The record is from the annotation of a GenBank genome assembly.
AUGAUUGUUGCUAGGGACACGGAUUGGAGGAGCGAAGAAGAGAAUGCCCGAUCCACUAAACGUAGGAGAUCGGCUGGGGAAUCCAACACCACGGAUCUUAGGGAUUUCUAUGAUCAGAUCGCCAGUGGACAUGUUAACGGUCAGAUUCGGAGUUCUUGGUUGGCGAUUCUUCAUCGCAUUAGCAUGCAUAACAGGGAUUCUGGCAUUGUCCAGCCCAAUAUGGAAGUCUCUGCUGCUAUCAAGUCGCUGAGCCGACAAUUGAUUCAAGCGAAACGUCGUUUGUGGCCUGCUGCUGAACGAUGCGCCGAAGUCACGGGCAGCCGACCGGAACGAGAGUUUGGCGAAGCUCGAAGAUUCUGCAAUCCAAUGGAACCUUUAGGUGAAGGAAACCAAGGAGGUCUGAAUCAAAUGUUCAUGAAUCGGGCUGCUAUCAAGCUUGCGAAUAUUGAUGCAAUUUUAGGGUUCGCGCUUACACAAGUCAACUCAGAGAACUUUUUCUUUGCCGACUUGUGUGGUGCUCCAGGGGGGUUUAGUGAGUACCUACUGAAGCGAAGCCAAGAAACACGAACAUCUGGCUUUGUCAGGGGAUAUGGAAUGUCUCUUGUCGGUACCAAUGAACAUGGGCAUGGGACAGGGUGGAACUUGGGUCAUAUCAAUCAUCAAAAUUUAAGCUAUCAAGUCAGCGGAGGUGCGGACGGCUCAGGUGACAUUUACAAUUCGGAAAACGUCAAAGCACUUUCACGGGGAAUUGAAUACGAUAUGCAUUUUUCCAAAUUGCGACCGCAAAAGAUGCACUUGGUCGUUGCUGAUGGCGGGUUUGAUGCCCAAAGAAACUCGGAAUGUCAAGAAGAGCUAGCGACCAAGCUAAUUUUGUGUGAGAUUGCAGCAGCUAUGUAUCUCUUGCAGCAGGGGGGCACUUUAGUUAUCAAGAUGUUUGGAUUCCAAACCAAUACGAUUAGAGUUGCCAUGAGAGAUUUGUUUGAUUUCUUUGACGAGUUGACCAUUCUGAAACCAAUCUCCUCAAGGCCCGCGUCAGCAGAACGAUACGUCGUGUGCAAAGGCUACAGGGGAAUGCGCGACUUUGACGGGACCGAGUGGAUGAACAGUGUCUUUUUGAGACGAGUGACACCGCAAGACAAGAUGCGUUAUGCACAGUUUGAUAACAAAUUGGAUGAGUUUGACAUGGACUUGCUUCAGCUCAAUCUCAAAGCCUGUUUUGCCAUCUUAUCGCUCUUGGAACGAAAGGCGGCGGCACAGAGCUCUUGGCAAAUCUCAAUGCAAGGGGGAGGGGCACCUUGGGACUCUGAACUUCCACCUUUGAACGUGGAAUUCUACAGACAAGCAUGGAGACUGUAA